AUGGAGACGAUCACGAAAGCUCUCGAGUCUCUGAAAGAAUGGGAGUCUGCUCAACCUCCUACAGAUAAACUACAACAACGCCUCCCUCUGCCGCCUCAGAUAAAGCAUCAGAACCCUAGAGAGAUCUUCUGCAACACCGAUGCAUCUUGGAAGGCGAGGAAUGCGGGACUAGCGUGGAUCUUCACCGAUGGAUCGAAUCUCGAAUUGGAUCGCGGAUCGUUGUUCCAAUCUUCUGUCUCCUCUCCAUGCACGGCGGAAGCGCUUGCAAUCAGAGAAGCACUGAUCGAUGCGGCUUCUCGACAAUUCUCCCACAUCUGUAUUCGAACAGAUUCUCAAGUUCUUGUUCAAGCAAUCUCAUCUCGCCAGAAUACGUCGGAACUCUAA
Messenger RNA from Brassica napus (rape), 384 nucleotides. RefSeq lists its product as uncharacterized. The record is from RefSeq and is a predicted model, not a curated record. Bases 1 to 384 code for a protein of 127 amino acids. NCBI's taxonomy places the organism in Eukaryota, Viridiplantae, Streptophyta, Magnoliopsida, Brassicales, Brassicaceae. The transcript has a single exon. Gene Ontology annotation, molecular function: nucleic acid binding; RNA-DNA hybrid ribonuclease activity.